This is a messenger RNA of Cryphonectria parasitica EP155, 1794 nucleotides long. RefSeq names its product family 5 glycoside hydrolase. The record is from RefSeq and is a predicted model, not a curated record. Lineage: Eukaryota; Fungi; Ascomycota; Sordariomycetes; Diaporthales; Cryphonectriaceae. The transcript has a single exon. Gene Ontology annotation, molecular function: beta-glucosidase activity. The annotation marks the transcript as partial.
CGCACUGAGAUUAUGCCCGCACAUUUUCAAGACACUGCGGGUCGUACGCUGUUCCUCCGAGGCGUCAACCUCGCAGAUGCCAAAAUCCCAGCAGGUCAACCAACCCAUCUUCUCUCCUCGCUCAGUACGGACCCCCAGAGUUGUUCACGGGUCUCAUAUGUCAAUGUCCCGUUCGGUCUGCAAGACACACCAGCUCACUUGGCCCGACUCCGCUCGCUCGGGUUCAACGCGCUUCGUGUUCCCGUUGUCUGGGAGGCCCUCGAGCAUGGAGGUCCAGGAGUCUAUGAUGAUGAGUACAUCACGUACAUCAAGUCAUUUGUACAGCUCUGCAACGACUAUGGGUUUAGGGUGAUUAUCAACCCUCACCAGGAUCUCUGGUCUCGCUUCACUGGUGGCAGUGGAGCACCGCUGUGGACGCUUCAUGCAUGCGGCCUCAAUCCAGACCACUUCGCAGACACACAUGCCUCUAUCCGCUACGCAGAGUGGCCCAGGGAUGGGGAUCCCAGUGAUUCUGGAGGAAGGGGAAAAGAAAAAGAUCCCAAGUCGAUGCCGCCCAUGAUGUGGACGAGUAACCAUAACCGCCUCGCGCCGUCGACAUUGUUCGCUCUGUUCUGGGCAGGGAGGAAUCUCGCGCCCAAGUGCAUAAUUGAUGGCGUCAAUAUCCAGGACUACUUACAAGAUCAUUACUUCGCCGCAUAUGGGCGUCUGGUGGCAGCUCUGGGUGAUCUUGCCUACGCAUUCGACAGCAUGAACGAACCGGAGUCUGGCCUCCUUGAAUGGCAGGAUCUCGAGAAGAACGAAAGGGAAGCAAGUGCAAUGAUGGGUACUGCACCUACCCCGAUCCAAGCAAUGAGGUUGGGGAUGGGGAUGGACCAGACUGUGGAUGUAUACAGACUGGGAAAGACUGGUCCCCAUAAGGAGGGCAGCACCACCGUCCGACCAGGUCGUGGAUGCUGGUUGGAGAAAGAAGACGCUAGGUGGGGAUGGAACAGAUCAGAGAGCUGGCCUAUGGGGACAUGUGUCUGGGCUCUACACAAUGUGUGGGAUCUGAAGACAGGAGAGCUGAAGCAGCGUGAUUAUUUCGUGAGACAGGAUCAUGGUCCAAAUACGGAAGCUCAAGGAACUGCGCCCGACUGCUCCAAAGACGCCUCUGAUUGGAAAUCGACCUCGUGGAAAGCUUUCUUUGAUCACUGGGUCUCGACCAUCCGCAAGCACUCCCAGAGAUCCAUCAUAUUCUUUCAGCCCCCUGCCUUCGAGAUGCCGCCUGCUGCCUUGAUGUCGCCCAGCACUGACUUCAGCCUGUUGGGCUACAGUCCUCAUUUCUAUGAUGGUCUAACUAUUAUGAAAGGGCACUGGCACAAACACUGGAACGUCGACGUGCUCAGGCUGCUUCGAGGUCAACAGGACAUCACUACCAAGCUGAAAGCAUUCAAGGUUGGGCCCACGAACGUGCGCCAAGUCAUCUCUGACCAGCUUGGUGCGAUGGGAAAGGACAUUAUACCGAGAGGGACAAAUGUUCCCUCAACAAGCCAGGAAAGACUCGUGCCAGUUCUGAUAGGAGAGACUGGCAUCCCGUUCAACCUGGAUGAUAGCAAGGCAUACACAGAUGGGGACCACACCAGUCAUGUCGCAGCUCUAGACGCAAUUCUCAGCGGCUGCGAUGAGCAUCUCCUCAACUAUACGCUUUGGGACUACAGUGCAACCAACAACCACGAGUGGGGGGAUCACUGGAAUGGGGAGGACCUCUCCAUUUACUGCAGCGAGACUGGAUCUUUCCCCGAUCAUCAAUAUCUG